CCCGUAGCCGCCGCGGGUGCGCUUCGCUCCGCCAGCGCGGCUUUCCUUGCCGGCUGUGCCCCGCGCCCGCGCCCGCCCGGCUCCCUCUGGGCAGAGCUGCUGAGGCACAGGUGGAGCCCCAAAGUGCGCCCUGCCGAAGUCGGGCCGGAGUUCGGAGCCCGACCUUGCCGAGUGCUCUGUCGCCCGCCCACCCGGCCACAGGCGUCGGGGCAGUGGCAACAUGGCCUUCUCCCAGGUGCAGUGUCUGGACGACAACCACGUCAACUGGCGCUCCAGUGAGUCCAAGCCCGAGUUCUUCUACAGCGAGGAGCAGCGGCUGGCCCUGGAGGCCCUGGUGGCCCGCGGCAGGGAGGCUUUCUAUGAGGUGCUGAAUCGGGAGAACAUUCGGGACUUCCUGUCGGAACUGGAGCUCAGGCGCAUCCUGGAGACCAUUGAGGUGUAUGACCCAGGCUCCGAGGAUCCGAGGGGUGCCAGCCGGCCCCGGGGUCCUGAGGACAAUGGCGUUGGCGACAGCGAGGAGGCCAGCAGGGCGGGUGGGGACCCCACUGAGGCCGAGCCACUGCCCUCUCUGGAGUACUGGCCCCAGAAGUCGGACCGAUCCAUCCCCCAGCUGGACCUGGGCUGGCCUGACACCAUUGCCUACCGUGGUGUGACCCGGGCCAGUGUCUAUAUGCAGCCCCCCAUCGAUGGGCAGGCCCACAUCAAAGAGGUGGUGCGAAAGAUGAUCAGCCAGGCCCAGAAGGUGAUAGCCGUGGUCAUGGACAUGUUCACCGACGUGGACAUCUUCAAGGACCUGCUGGACGCCGGCUUCAAGAGGAAGGUGGCUGUGUACAUCAUCGUGGACGAGAGUAAUGUCAAGUACUUCCUGCACAUGUGUGAGCGGGCCCACAUGCACCUGGGGCACCUCAAGAAUCUCAGGGUGCGGAGCAGCGGGGGAACGGAGUUCUUCACACGGUCGGCCACCAAGUUCAAGGGUGCCCUGGCCCAGAAGUUCAUGUUCGUGGAUGGAGACCGGGCCAUCUGUGGCUCCUACAGCUUCACGUGGUCAGCCGCGAGGACAGACCGGAACGUGAUCUCCGUGCUGUCGGGCCAGGUGGUGGAGAUGUUCGACCGGCAGUUCCAGGAGCUGUACCUCAUGUCCCACGGCGUCAGCCUCAAGGACAUCCCCAUGGAGAAGGAGCCCGAGCCCGAGCCCAUCGUGCUGCCCUCCGUGGUGCCACUGGUGCCCUCGGGCACCGUAGCCAAGAAACUCGUCAACCCCAAGUACGCGCUGGUCAAGGCCAAGAGCGCCGACGAAAUCGCCAAGACGUCCUCCGAGAAGCAGGAGGUCAAGAAGCCCCCCGGACUGCGGGGCGCCACCCUGGCCGAGCGGCCCAGAAAUGUCCCGGAGGCGCCCCUGCCUGUCCACCCCGGCCUGCUCAACCUGGAGCGGGCCAACAUGUUUGAGUACCUGCCCACGUGGGUGGAGCCGGACCCGGAGCCCGGCAGUGACAUCCUGGGCUACAUCAAUAUCAUCGACCCCAACAUCUGGAACCCCCAGCCCAGCCAGAUGAACCGCAUCAAGAUCCGAGACAUGUCCCAAGCUAGCACCCAACUGUGGAAGCAGAGCCAGGACUGCAGCCCCGGCCCCGGGCCCAGUGCCCCCCAGGACGGGGGCCCAGCGGAGAACGGCCUUCCGCAGGGGGACCCCGAGCCACAGCCCCCCGUGCCCAAGCCCCGGACAGUCCCUGUGGCAGAGCUGCUCGCCCAGGACAGCGGCGGUGUUGACUGGGCCCUGGAGACCCCAGAAGAGGAGACGCCCCAGAAUGGGACAGAUGGAGCACCGCCCCGGACACCGGGCCCAGGCCACGCCCCGCUCCAGCGGCAGCUGUCUGUGACCCAGGAUGACCCUGACGGCCAGGGAGCGGUGAUCCCCAAUGGGCUAGAUGGGGAGGAGGAAGAAGAUGAUGAUGACUACGUGACCCUCAGUGACCAGGACAGCCUCUCGGGCAGCUCUGGCCAUGGCCCCGGCCCCCGGCGGCCCUCGGUGGCCUCCUCUUCUGUGUCAGACGAGUAUUUUGAGGUGAGGGGGCGCUCAGCCCCUCUCCAGAGGCACCACUCCGAGCAGAUAGCCAACGGGCCGGCCCAGCCCCCCCGCCGACAGCUGAGUGCCCCCCACGUGACCCACGGGACCUUUGGUGGACCCCUGGGUGGCUCGCCGUGGGCCCCGGGUCGGGAGAUAGGAGAGGCGGGUACUCCGAGGAGGACGCAGCCUCCGAAUUCCACGGACAAGGAGACACAGGGCCAGCCCACCGCCCACUAUAGGGUCCCUGCCUCAGGGACCAGGGAGAAAGAUGGCUUCCUGCGGCCGAUGAGGACCUCGGGACUCCCGCGGUACCGCCCUGCUGCUGGUGGCACCCAGAGCUCUGCCAGGAAAGCGGGCCCGGCCAUGGCAGGCCCAUACCCCUGGCAGGUCAAGGGGGGCCCCAUGUCCCGCACUCUGGCCGAUCCUGGGACCCCGAGGCCGGCCCGAAACGCCAGCCCCCAGGCCGAUGGCAGGCGCCCUGAAGAGCAGCCAAGUCCUUUCGGAAUCCCGUACUCCAAACUGUCCCAGUCGAAGCACCUGAAGGCCAGGACGGGCAGUGGCCAGUGGGCCUCCUCUGAUUCUAAACGGAGGGCUCAGGCCCCCCGGCACCGCAAGGACCCCUAGCACCCCGUCCCUGGGCCUGGAGCCGUGCGGUCCGUGGUCUCUGCCCCAGCCCAGACUCACCAAGCAGGUGUCCGCGGGGCUGUGCCAGGGACUGGCAGACGGGCCGCCCGGACCGUCCAGAGCCCGGCCCGGAAGGCAGGAAGGUGGGGUGGCCGGCGACGUUGACACUCACCUGGUCAGUGCACCAAUACCAGGUGGCCAUGAUGGUCAGACCAAAGGUCAUCCCGGUCCACGGGAGGUCCCCUGUGUAGGGGUCUCGGAACAUGUGCAUAGCGUCUGCCCGCGGCAGGUGGCAGGUCGUGUUGGCGAUGGUCCGGCGUGGGAUGGCCUGGGCAUAGGCAGCCGCCAGUUGCUCAUACCCACCGAUCUGGUCAAAAGCUGGAGAGGGCGGGGCAGGGACGGGUUGCUGGCUGGUGGCCCUGACUCAGGGCCCCCACUUCCCAGUGCAUCAAACUUGACUUUUUCCCAUUCACCUUUCCCAGUCUCUGGAAAGGUAUGGAGGGUAGAGGGUUUAAAAAGCAAGGGGGUGGGGGAUUCAAAUGACUGUUCUAUUUGUAUUUAAAAUAAGACUAUUAAAUGAGCAUUUUGCACGUGGACACCUACAGUGUCCCCUUGGGCCCUGGAUGCCUGUUGGCCUCGGGCGAGGAAUUCUCUGCCAGGCUUCAGAUUGUUGACUCAAGGGAGCAAAAGUACUUUUUCUUGGCAUUCGAGGACCUUCCCGAGGAGUCUAAAGUGUUAAAGCCCUGACCUGGGGCUUCUGAAGGAUGUGACUUCGGCAGAGCCGAGGAUGCCCGGCAGUCAUGUAGCACUGAGAACAGAACGAGUCCCAGAGGGGGCACGGGAGUGACCGAGGCCACGUGGCCAGCCGGCUGGGGCUCGGGCCAGAAGUCAUUUCCCUCCUUUCGCUCCCUCACUGUUCCCGUCUACCUCAGGGUUAGGGCCCUGUGUGGGCAAGCCCCGGCCCAUCUGUGGCUUCUGCUGUGUCCGCAGUCACUGCCCCCCCAUCCAGCCUGGGCCUGGCUGCCUGGCUCCCUCCCCUGCAGUGGGUUCCAGGGACGUGGGCCCCUGUCUGAAAGGAGGCAGACACACAGAAGUGUGCAUAUGGGGGACGCUCUGUCUCAUCUGCCUGCUCCUCGCCCCUCUGCCCUGCCUUUGCCAGGCUGGGAGCCUGCCGCCGGCACUCUGGCCCUGGCCUCUCUGCCGCCCCGAGCCCAGGCUGGGCCGAGUACUCAGAGCAAGUGUACGAACGCUAUUCAAAGGUCAGAAAUUGCCGGGCCACGGGAUCCUCCAGUCUGAGCCUCGGUUUACCCCUGUGGGAUCCUGCUGGCUCUGAUAGCCCCUAAUGGGGCCGCCCUCGGAGCUUCGUCUGGGUCCCCAGGCCAGGAUCACCGACGCAUCUCAACCCUCUCCCCUCCUCCCCGGCCCCGGCCUGCGGGCUGUUGCAGCGCUUCUGCCAUUAUGCACAGGAUUUUGAAUAAUUGGACCAGAGGCCCGGGCGGCUCUGUGGUCCGCUGAUGGUGCGCACACGUGCCCUCGGCCCUCCCUCUCCAUCAAGCCCCGAGCCAGCCCGGGGCGGGCCACACGCUCAGCUGGGCCGCCGUCGGGAGGCCGCCGCCGCUGGGGCUGCCGACUGCCGGUGGCUUGACCUCGUGAGCCCACCCCCCCCCAGUGCGGGCA
Messenger RNA from Neomonachus schauinslandi (Hawaiian monk seal), 4366 nucleotides. RefSeq names its product family with sequence similarity 83 member G (gene SACK1G). Bases 221 to 2689 code for a protein of 822 amino acids. The transcript is spliced from 6 exons. Gene Ontology annotation, cellular component: cytosol; nucleus. Lineage: Eukaryota; Metazoa; Chordata; Mammalia; Carnivora; Phocidae. Gene Ontology annotation, biological process: BMP signaling pathway. The record is from RefSeq and is a predicted model, not a curated record.